AUUAUGAUUAGCUAGCUGCUGCAGUGCAUCUGUGCAUGGAUUCCGCAAAAACAUUUAUACACAAGCUCCCAACCGAUAAGAAAAAGCAAAAGAAAGAAACACAAAAAAAAAAAAAAAAGAUCGAUAAUCAUUCUUUGGGUCAAACAUGAAAUGUCCAUCCUUGUCCUUGUACUGUCGUCCCAGAUGCAUGCUCGCCACCAUUCUUGUCCUCUCAGUAGCACUCUGGUUUGGUGUCAUUUCCACCGCCACUGCUUAUAAUCUGUGUCAUGAGGAGGAGAGGUCUUCGCUCUUGAAAUUUACGCAGGAUUUUACGAUCAAAAGUGAUGUUGAAACUAGAUGUCGUAAUAAGCUGCAGUCAUGGAUGGCUAGCUUCAACUGCUGCGACUGGGACGGUGUCGAUUGCGACGAGUCCUCGGGCCAUAUCAUCGGCCUCGAUCUCAGCUCCAGUUGCUUGCAUGGCUCCAUCAACUCUUCGUCAACCCAUUUCCACCUCCCUCAGCUCCGCCGCCUGAACCUGGCCAACAACAACUUCAACCACUCUCCCGUACCCUCUGCAGUGGCGCGAUUGACCCAUUUGGAGUCUCUCAACCUCUCUUCUGCUUCCUUCUCUGCUCGAAUCCCACCAUCCAUCUCGCAGCUGUCCAAGAUCGUGGUCCUUGACCUCUCCGACAAUGACAACUUGGUGCUUGGAAAGUAUGCGUUCGUCGACCUAAUCCGCAACUCAACCAGAUUGCAGCACCUCAACCUCGGGUCGGUGAACAUGUCAGUCGACAUGUCAAGCACCCAUGGUGGUGGUCAUGAUCUGGUCAACCUCACUUCUCUCGAAUUUCUCAACCUCAGCAACUGCGGGUUAUACGGUGAACUUCCUUCCACCAUUUUCCACCUCCCGAACCUGCAGCUCCUUUCCUUGGGGUUGAAUCUUGGUCUCAAAGGCCAACUAGUUGAAGAUUUCAACUCCACAAGCCCACUCCAGAGUCUGGAUCUUCACUACACGAAUUUCUCCGGGACUGUGCCAACGUCCAUCGGGAAUCUGGCCUCGCUGAGCGCGGUGAACUUGUGGCACUGUGCCUUCCACGGGACGCUCCCGGUGUCACUAGGUAACCUUACCAACCUCGCGUUCUUGAGCCUUUCGAAGAACAACUUCGAGCCACAUGAUUUUUCCUUCUUCUCGUGGAUUGGGAAGCGGACCACCAACUUGUACUAUUUGGGUCUCUCAUAUAUCCCCUUGGUCGGAGAUUUCCCAACUUAUCUUGCCAACUUGACCAACCUCUCCCAUUUGUACAUGCACGAAUGUCACAUCUCCGGCCAGUUCCCUAGCACUUCCAUCUUUGCGCUCCGACACCUUCAACAGCUCGGCCUGAGCAGCAACAACCUGACUGGUGCCCUGGACUUCAAUGACUUCCUCGACUUGCAAAGCUUGGAUGCCCUGUCGCUGACAGGAAACCUUAACAUAUCCUUGCUCUUCUUCUUCAACGACACUAGUAGCAUUACUACUACUCAUCACCGGAAGAAGUUCAUAGCAUUGGAUCUGGGGUCCUGCAACAUAGGCCGCUUCCCAGAGAUGUUGAGGCACGAAAAUGAGCUCGUGUCACUGGAUUUGUCGAACAAUAACAUUCACGGGGAGAUCCCUGAAUGGCUGUGGUCUGCGAAUCAGGAUAGCUUGGAGUACAUAGAUCUUUCGGGGAACUUCCUCACUGGGUUUGAGGGACCAACCGUUUCGAUAAUAACUGGAUCGAGUGGAAGUACUAGUGAUAUCAAUGCUAGCAGCAGGCCGAGCUCUCUAGUAGUUCCGUGGACCAAGGCCAAAAUACUACGCUUGGGUUCCAACUUGCUGCAAGGUAACCUUCCAAUACCUCCACCUUCCAUUCAGCACUUGGAUCUCUCCAACAAUGAAUUGGAGGGGGAGAUAUGGCCAGACAUCUGUAGCAUCUUCAUCACCUCCCAUCCUUCAUACCUUGACUUGUCUCAUAACAACUUAAGUGGGAGGCUUCUUCCAUGCCUGGGGAGUCAGCUGAGCGCUUCUUUGGAAUUGCUCAAACUAGAUGGCAAUAAAUUUACAGGCGAGAUUCCUCAACCCUACCUUGCAGGAUGCAAUCUAAAGGUGCUUGUUUUGGGGGACAACCUACUCGCCGGAGAAGUUCCAAAGUCAUUGGCCAACUGCACUAGGUUAGAGUUCCUAAUCUUGGGGAACAACCAGAUCAACGACACUUUCCCUUACUAUUUGGGAGCCCUUCCACAACUCCAAGUACUCAUUCUAAGAGGGAAUCUGUUCCAUGGAGCGAUAAUACCAGCAGGAGGAAAAAGUCGUAGUAAUACUAGUACUCACGACUUCGCAAGGAUGCAAAUCAUCGAUCUAUCCAGCAACUACUUCACAGGGCAGCUGCCUUCAAACUAUUUCCUAAACUGGGACGCCAUGAAAGGAUUCGAAGCUGAGACCUUGGCCUACCUGCAACUACAAACCGGUGCUUUCCUAUCCAGUGCUGCAUGGUACUUGUAUUUCAACUUCUGGUACACCAUGACCUUGACCAACAAAGGCACCGUCACCACAUAUGCCAAGAUCAUGCACAAGUUGGUCGCCGUCGAUCUUUCCGACAACAGAUUCCAAGGAGAGAUUCCUGCUGCUGCGGUCGGGAACUUAGCAGGGCUCCGCCUCCUCAAUCUGUCCAACAACCUUCUCACCGGCCCCAUCCCGCCAUCUCUCGGGAGGCUCUCGAGGCUGGAAUCACUGGACGUUACGAGAAACAAGCUCGACGGGUCGAUUCCUCAGGAGCUGACCCAGCUGAAUUUCCUGGCGGUCUUCAAUGUGUCCUGCAACCAACUCGUUGGAGCUAUACCGAGGGGAAACCAGUUCGGCACGUUUCUGAAUGACUCAUACGGCGGCAACGUUGGUCUCUGCGGGACCCCUUUGUCUAGGAUGUGUGCGAACGGGUCGUCGGAGACAGAAGAUGCAGGUGGAUCGCCGACGGGAUAUGGGUUUGAGUUUGGUUGGGAACCUGUGUUGAUGGGUUACGGGAGUGGAACCGUUGUUGGCAUUGUGAUUGGUUACGUCGUGGUGUCGAGGAAUUAUCACUGGUUUCUGAGGACACUUAGGGUUGGAGGCCGACGAAAGGGGAGGAGAUCAGUAAGAACGUUCGUCAGUCGAUAUCGUCAUUGAUCAUAUACUAAACCACCAUAUGCAUGUUACCGUAUAUGGUGGUAAUUAAGGUAUAAAUUCUGUGUUUGAGAGAGAGGUAUAAGAUCUAUAAUAACCUAGUACCAAUAUAUAAUUCGAGUUAUUGAUACUAGGUGGUAUAUGACAUGGUGUUGGAGCUGGUUUGGCUAAUGUUUGAAUUUCCACGACCUUAAAGAUUAACCGUUGAUUAAAGCAUAAGAUAUGGU
Molecule: messenger RNA, 3378 nt
Organism: Linum trigynum
Lineage: Eukaryota; Viridiplantae; Streptophyta; Magnoliopsida; Malpighiales; Linaceae
Source: the annotation of a GenBank genome assembly